Messenger RNA from Lytechinus pictus (painted urchin), 3961 nucleotides. RefSeq lists its product as uncharacterized. Bases 176 to 2209 code for a protein of 677 amino acids. Lineage: Eukaryota; Metazoa; Echinodermata; Echinoidea; Temnopleuroida; Toxopneustidae. The record is from RefSeq and is a predicted model, not a curated record. The transcript is spliced from 9 exons.
AGAUAAAAAAAUAAGUGUUAAGCAUGGUGUUAAGCCAUCAAUCUGAUGGCCCUCUUGAUUCGGAACAUUACGGUUAUCGUUUUGCAGUUAGUUCUUAUCUUGUCAUUACUUCUUCAUUUUCUGGGUAUAGUUUUUUUUUUAAUCUAUUUUUAUAGAUCCCUUGAUCCAGUUCACGAUGGAGCCGAAACAGCUGAUGUGCGGUCGUGUGUUCGCCUUACUAUUCUUUCUACCGAUCCCAAUACUAGGCGCUUCAACUAAACCAAUCCCAGAACAGAUGAAAUACAUCGGUAUCUCCUAUGAUAUCAUCAAGGGGAAUCCAGAGGGAAGCGCCAAAAACGGAGGGGUAGAUCCCGGGCUGUUGACGACUCGCCGCGUCCUGAAACUCACCUACGACGACGGGAAGUUGACGAACGAUAACGAGUACCGCGUCCCCGAUGAGGUGGCUUUCAUGCGACGAAGCAGCGCUUUCACGUCCAAGGAGAAGGAUGUCUUCUACGGAACGAAGAGUUACGCCAAGAAACUAUCCCACCAAGUGUCGCUUGAAGUCGGUGUCGAUGCUCUCUUCGCUUCUUUUCAGUUUGGUGCAAGCCACGAAUAUAAGUCGGUGGACAGCGAGGAAAAGACGAAGGGCUAUGUGUACUUUUCUGAGCAAACAAUUGAGAAUUUUGGCGAAAUUCGCUACCGGAUGAGCCUUGUCCCGGACGAUGGCUAUGAACUUAGUCGGGAAUUUUGUCUUUCUGUCUGCAGACUUCCAGUAUCUUACCGGGGUAAUGAGGCUGAUUAUAUGGGAUUCCUCACCAACUGGGGGACGCAUGUUGUAGUACAGGCGACAUUAGGGGCCCGUUCUGGCACGACAUAUCGCGAGGACAAAUCAUCCUUCAUCAGAAACUCAGCAAGAGAAAUGGCCAACAGCUUAAACGUUGCGGGUAGCUACAAGAUCGUUUCCGGGUCGUUUUCUCUGAACAUGGACAAGGCUACAGAAAAUGCAGAGUCACAGGAGAAAUUCGGUAGUAUGCAGAAGACCUAUACAGUAGGAAGCAAAGAAUAUAACGAACCGAUAAGCAUACAGCUCAUCAGAUUGACUGAAGUUUUGGAUGCUAAGUUCUGGACCCAGCAGAGUUCCUACGCAGAGUGCGCCAACUGGCAGAGAGAAGCAAUCCAAGCCAACAUCCUUGAAGCUUUUGGAGAUUACCCACAACACAACGGGGUCACCGCCUCGACAGACAUUCCCAUGAGUGUGAGGCUAACAUGGCCGAGCGGAAAGUACGCGCUUCCACAGGCAGCACUCCUCGACCAGUUCUGCCCCCAAACCAGUGACUUCACCUGGGAGGACGGUCUGCUAUAUCAGGUCUCCAAGGGACCCAAUCAGUGCUCUGGCAACAACCAUUUGACCAACUACUGCAACCGUAAAGCAAUCAGUAACCCGGAUGGCAAAAACAUGCGCACCUACUACUGCGUCAAGUCUAUCGCCGAAGCCACACCGAGCAGUCCAUGGGAUUGGAUGCCCGGUGUGUACUGCAUCUUCAAGGUUGGCACUGGAUGCCCCAAUGGAUUCCAGGAAGGUACAAUUAGAUGGAAUGAUGAAUCGCGAGGGAAGGAUCCGGAUUAUAACGUACUGCCUGCUGGGGAAUACUCGCCGGGCACACCUACAGAGGUCAAGUACUGCUGCCGUGAAGAUGGCACUCCCAAGACCCCCAUCAUUCUGCCGACAGACAGCAGCUUUUACCUGAUAAGAUUCCACAGUGAAUGCCAGGAGGUAGUCGACAUGACUGUGACGGCGGAAAAUCUGGAGUGGGCAACCGAGUCUGCUGACCCAGCGGUCUGGCAGGAGGGACAUUAUCCUCGACCCGGGAAUACGGGCCAGAAUGUCAUGAUCCACUACUGCUUCUACCAACCAAAGGCGCCUGCCAAGAGAGAGUUCGGCAACUUGGCGGGAGCUGAAGACGAGGGCCACAUGAAGAAAGAACUGCAAGAGGUCCGAGAGCUCGUCGACCAGCUGGAACACCAGCUCGAUUACGGCAAGAGAGCUGAAGGAGGGAACGAAGAUGGUGGCGGGGUGGAGCAGAAUGAGGACGAAGAGAAGAAAUAUCAGGAUGUGGGUGACCCGAGAGACCUUGAGCUGCUUCAGCAGCAGAAUAAGCAGGAGGAAGACGAGGAACGGGAACUGCUCAUGGGACUGCUGUUGAAGGAAUUAUCCGAAUUGAAAUAAAAACUAUGCGGUUAUUUCAUUCAGAAAUUUCAUUUGCUGGUAUUCAAAUUUUAUAUCGUUAUUUGAAUUGACAUGGAGGCUAUAAUGGGAUACUGGGCUGUCAUUAUUAUGGGAUGUAUUGCCUCGUAAGGAGAUGUGUCGGGUUAAGUACUAGAGGACAAUUAUUAAGGACUGCUGUGCGGUCUGGGAUCAGGGGUCGCGGAACGGUUUUGAAAGUGGGGAUGGGCUAACCAUCCAAAAAAAAAAUCGCGAUCAGAUGAUCAUCUUAUAACGUUUUGGUACACUUAAAAAAAAAAACCAGGGGCUGAAACCCCCUGCUAACUCCCUGUUCCGGGGCCCUUGGGGACGUUGUAGCUUCCAAGGCUACAAUAUCAAACUACAAAAAAAUCAUAUUAUAUUAUAUUAUAUGUAUUUUGUAAACUUUUAAAGUGGGUACAGAUUUAGGUGAGUAUGAAAGUGAACAUAGACUGGCCCGUCAGAGCGGCUACCAUGGCUACGGUUUGUACAUAAUUAAACAAUCAAGACUUGUCAGCUAUCUUUGAAACUUUGUAAUAGAUUUAGAAAAAACAGAUCUUUUCUAGCUAUCUCUCUGUUUGUAUCUUUAUCAAUCUCUCUAUAUUAUGUCCCCAUAGUCCAAAUGUUCCUUUUUUCUCUCAUUCUCUCUUUACCACCCUCUCCUUUCUCUCUCCCCCCCCCCCUCUCUCUCUCUCUCCCUCCCUCUCGCCCCCUCGCCCUUUCUUACAUCAUACAACAUUACAUCAAGUCGCUAGGUUUUUUUAAUGAAGUACUGUAUUUGUAUAUGUUUCAUAUUUGUAAAAGCAAACGUGCCAUUUUGGAGUACCAUUUAAGCAGCGGUCCACUUAUCAUGCUUAUGUUAUUUACUUUGAAAACUGUUGGACUGAUUUAAAUGUCAAGUCCACCCCAGAAAAUUGUUGAUUUGAAUCGAUAGAGAAAAAUCAAACAAACAUGACGCUGCAAAUUUCAUCGAAAUCGGAUGUAAAAUAAGAAAGUUAUGACAUUUUAAAUUUUCGCUUAUUUUUCACAAAACAGUUAAAUGCACAACUCAGCGAUAUGCAAAUGAGAGAGUCAAUGAUAUCCAUCACUGACUUUUUCUUUUGUUUUUUAUUGUUUGAAUAAUGCAAUAUUUCAAUUUUUACAAAUUUGACAAUAAGGACCAACUUAACUUAACCAUAAACUUAACAUAAAUUUAGUUACUGCUUGUUCAGUGAUUGCAUUUAAGAAUAGACUGGAUAAGCAUUGGGAGAAGAUUGCCUAUGAUUUUGAGUGAUUUUCGAUUCUCGUGUGUUCUCAUGGAAUUUUUUUUGCUGUCUACGAUACCCCUGCCACCCCUCCAUGCCAACGUAAGUAGCACACCUAAUUUUGUCUGAAGGAGAGCAGCAAUAGACAUUCUACUUUGAUCGAUGAACAGGCUUAGUCCUACAACAUCGUUGGAGUAAACUAAACUAAACUAAAAGAAAUAGUGAGUGGGUGACGUCAUCAGUCUGCCAAUUUGCAUACCGACCAGGAUGUGCAUAUAACUGUUUUGUGUAAUUAAGCGAAACUUUAAAAUGUCAUAAUUUUCUUAUUUUACAUCCGAUUUUGAUGAUAUUUUCAGUGUUUUGCUUGUUGGAUUUUUCUCCUUUUUUCAAAUCAACUUUUUGUUGGGGUGGACUUGUCCUUUAAUCUGGUAUAAUUAUCUUACAUUUGUAUUUGAAUUUGCUGCCUUUUUCUUGAAUAAAGAGAAUACCAAUA